Nanorana parkeri is the source of this 2093-nucleotide messenger RNA. RefSeq lists its product as uncharacterized. NCBI's taxonomy places the organism in Eukaryota, Metazoa, Chordata, Amphibia, Anura, Dicroglossidae. The transcript is spliced from 7 exons. The record is from RefSeq and is a predicted model, not a curated record. Bases 98 to 2083 code for a protein of 661 amino acids. Gene Ontology annotation, biological process: regulation of translational fidelity. Gene Ontology annotation, molecular function: nucleotidyltransferase activity; tRNA binding; double-stranded RNA binding. Gene Ontology annotation, cellular component: cytoplasm.
UCAGAUCCCAGUGACCGAGAGCGCCGUGGCUGGGCUAGUGCCCUACAUCAUAAUUGCCUUCAUUCUGGCUUUCUGCUCAGCGACGGUCAAUUAUAUCAUGCCUUUCGUGUUUGGAGCAAUCACGCUGACGCUGAUUUUUGAAGCAGUGGGCCUGUUUGGUCGUUGGGCCUUGGUAGUCUCUGGUGUGCUUGAGCUGGUCAUAGUGUUGUGCGGACUCUAUGGAGCAGCAGCACUGCUGCUGAAAGGCAUCACCCAGAGGUACGUGCUUCCAGGCUUCGGCAAUGCACUCUUCAAUGUCCUACUCCUUGGGUCGGCCAACCGUAACUCCUCCAAGACAGCAGGAGAAGAGAAGAAAAAGAAUACAAAGUAUGCUGAGCCAAUGGCCCUGGGUUACCUCUGCGACACCAUCUCUCCUUUCAUCAUGGCCUUCUACUGCUUUGGUUAUAUGAAAACCUUUUACGUAGGUGCCAUCUGGAUCAGCAUCAAUGUCCUGUCUCAGCUGCUUUCCAGUUACUACAGUUAUCUGAGGGAUGACAUUUACCACGCCACCAAGUUUGCUUUCCACGCCAUCUUCUGGUUGGUCAAGUCAUGGGAAGAGUUUACCGCCACAGUUGUCCUCACAUCUACACAGGUCUCAGACGUCAGAGAGCUAUUGGUGGGUGACUGGUUCUUCCUGGCUUCAGCUUGCAUGUUCUGCUUUUUAUCGCUGAAUAAGGACGCCCUCGAUAUAGCACAUAAUGUUGCGUUCGUUCUAAUGACCGUGUCCACCAUCCAGCAAAUCCCAAGCCGAGCUUACUAUAUAUUCUUCGGAGUAACUUGCAGUCUGUUUACCGCUGUCUCCCUUUAUGCAACCUUUGCCACCCUCGUGAAUUCCAUAGCAGAGAAAGUCCUGAUACCCAUCGGAAACCUGGCGAUGUCAAGCGCCAAGUUCCAGGAAAUUUUGCUGUGGGGCAGGCAGUGCCUACAGAAGCCGGGACAGGAGCUAACCGUCAAGGAAAAUACCAGCUCCCACUCUUCUGACCCUCUCUUCUACCUCUGCAACGGCCUAGCUGCCCUUGCUGCCAUCCAGAGUUCUCUAAACUAUUCAAUCCAAGCACAUUUAUCGAUUCCCUGGGUGCUCAUACCUGGCGCCAUCAUCCAACUGUACAUCUGCAGAAUCGACGUCCAAGGAGGUCGAAGAUUUGGCUCCGUUCUCCCGUUUUGUUACUCUGCUGUCUGGGCCACCUGGGUCUGGCUACGUUUUACAGGUCCACUGCUGGGGAUUGAUCCAAACAACGAUGGGGGGUUCACAGUGGGAGCAAUCUUCUUUCUGGUACUGAACAUCUUCAUGAUUACCUUUGCCGCUCACGCCAACACCGUCCUACUUCUUCUCACUAUAAUGAUGGAGGCCGUGAUAGUCAGUUUUCUGCUCUUCACGCUGGAAAAGCUUCCUCUGCAGUAUGAAAUAACCGUGCUGUCCAUAUUCAGCAUCAUCUGUAUCUACGGCUUCAUGGCUUCUCUGGCAAACUGCUUGUUCAACAAAGAGCUCAUCCCAGUGGGACCCUCGGUAUUCAAGAAGGAAGAGCCAGAGAAGAAGGAAGAAGCCUCCGGUUCAUGCCUCCUGCAGAAUUCUCAUCGCACAAGUGGUUUGAGGACAAUAGCAAAUAUACUAGAGGAUGGAGGGGUGUGCGGGAUUCCAACAGACACGGUCUACGCUCUUGCGGCUUCCUGCAAACAUCCAGAAGCCAUCAAAAGGAUUUAUACUAUCAAAGAAAGACCUUCAGAAAAACCUAUUUGUAUCUGCAUUUCCAACCUGGAUCAGCUGAGGGUCAUCAAUCCCCCCUUCAGCCCCCUGCUAUGGAGGUUCAUGGACAUGGUAUACCCUGGAGGCAUAAGCUGCAUUGUAAAGAAAGGCGAAUGGCUCAAAAGACUAGGUGUGGGGCCCGCGUAUGAGUUUGUUGGGACGCCGGACUCCAUCAUGAUUAGGGUCCCCGACCACUCCGUCACGGCCCAUCUUACCGAUAUGACGGGACCGUUAGCCAUCACCUCUGCCAACCCGAGUGGAGAAAGCGACAGUACCCACCAUGACCAUGUCACAUCGUAAGUAGCAGGGA